AUGUGUCCUGAGCCGCAAAAGAAAGUUGACUACAUGGAGAAAGAUGGUGAAGCUGUCUUGGUGAAUGAUGAAUUGGACAAAGGUCAAGUGCUAAUCUACGAUAAGUUAUUGGUUACUCAUGACAGCCUGAACCCAUAUAAUAAAAUGUCAUACGAGGAUGUAAGAAUCACGAUACCCAAAAACUUUAUGAGAAGCAGCCAUAGGACCGAAACGAAAAACGAAGGAGACGAGUUAGCAACAAAUCCUGGACAAAACAAUAAAAACCUCGAUGAUCGUGACCAAGGAGGAGAAGAUGAAUUCGUACAGAACACGAAGGUCAAGCACGACAAAGAAGAAGACGGGCAAAGUAAUGAUCAAUACGAAGAGAUAAAGAUAGCAGAGAACUGGCUAAAUAAGGAAAGGGAGAGGAGUAAUAAGACUAAAAUGACAUACCUGAUGAAGAUUCCGUCCAAAGAAAUCUGGAUGAAUAUCCCAAACGAGUAUGCCCAAUCAAUAUCACUGCACCAAUGCCUCAUCGUAAGGCCACCAGGAGAAAAAAAGAAGAAAAAACGCAGAUUAGUACACCGAAAACUAAGGUUUGGACGAUUUUGA
Acaulospora morrowiae is the source of this 591-nucleotide messenger RNA. The record is from the annotation of a GenBank genome assembly. Lineage: Eukaryota; Fungi; Glomeromycota; Glomeromycetes; Diversisporales; Acaulosporaceae.